AACGAGUAUAGACAUUAAUAAAUGCAUUUCUAUAGCUUCCAACAUCUGUUUUACCCUGAAGGAGGAGUAACAAGAUGGCUGUGCAGUUGCCUCCAAACAGAGGCCCCUGUCAGUCAUCUAGGGUUAAUACAUAUCAUUGGACUGAACUGAUAAUAUAUCAGAACCUCCCUGAUGUUGUCCUUUAUGUUGCAGGUGUUUUGGCCUGUUUUGGUCGACGAGAUUUGAUCACCACAAUGCCAGAUAGACUGGAUGUACUGACGGGCUCCUGUAUGCAAAUCCCAUGUUCAUUUGAUAUUGUUCACCAAAAUAAGUAUACAUUUAACAGCACAAUACUAACCUCUGGAGUGUGGAUUAAAGGAAACCCAUACUUUGGUGGGCGUCUGGACAGUGUGAUAUUUAACAGUACUGAGAUGGUCAACAGAUAUCAAGGGGAGAUAACUGGAAACAUGUCCCAGAAGAACUGCACCACAGUCUUCUUCAAUGUAACCACCAAUUACACUGAUAAAUACUACUUCAGGAUUGAGAGUCAACCAUUCCGUGCAACAGACACUGAAAAGUUUGUUUCUAUAGUUGUCAGUGAUUUGCCUUCCAGUCCCAUCAUUACUGUCUCAGGUGAGGUAAAGGAAGGGACCCCUGUCAGUUUGAACUGCUCAGCUGUUGCUCCCUGUCCCGAACACCCCCCUGAGCUGACAUGGACUCUCCCAACACAUUUCACAACUGAGAACCAACUGCAGGAAAAUCCAGACCAAACCAAAUCAUUUCUCUCCACGGUGACUUUCACUCCUUCAUACCUUCAUCAUCAGAAGAACAUCACUUGUACUGCAGUCUACCCAGUAGGGACAAGCAACAAGAGAGCUGAACAUAACAUGAAGCUUAACAUUUCAUUCUCUCCUAAGGACACCACGGCCUCCAUCAGUCCAGCUGAUCCAGUACUAGUGGGCAGCUGUGUUAAUCUGACCUGCAGCAGUACAGCCAACCCUCCUGUGACAAAUUUCACCUGGUUCAAGAUCAGUGAGGGUAAAACAACUCAGGUAGCAUCUGGACUGAGUUACACCCUCAAUGUUACUGUUGGUGAUGGAGGACUGUACUACAGUGAAGCAAGAAAUAGCCACGGCUGUGGGAAGUCGAAUGAAGUGCAGCUGGCUAUAAAAGGGCAAAAAGAGUCAAAAACCUCAGGGGUUGGUUUCUGGUUUCUGGUUUCUGGGGUUGCAGCAGGAACUCUGGGGACCAUUUUGCUUAUCAGCCUGAUCAGUCUUUUUGUAUGGAGGAGAAACUCAAGGCUCCACGAUGGACUUGAAAGGACAGACAGUCCACAGGGACAGAACUCCCCGGUUGGGACACUGUGUACUAACCAGGCCACAGCCGGAGAGGAACCAGAGGAACCUGCAGAAGACCAGCCUGAAGAGAUCCAAUACGGUGACAUAGACUUCUCCAAACUACAGACCAAAGAGACCCCAGCUGCAGCCCAGGACAGGAUCCAGGGACAGGAGAGUGAGUACGCUGAAGUCAACGUGACUGGGAGAGGGGCUCAGGAACCACCUCUAAACAACCUAGAUGGGCUUUAUGCACAAGUCAAUAAAAUAAGUGCUUGUUAAUUAUUUUUCCAAUGGGUAUUAAGUGUUUUUAUGUACAGUAUUGUCAUUGUGUAUCUGUUUUCUAUUGGUACUUUUGUUACAUUUAUAAUUGUGUAUAAUUGUGUAAUUAUCUGCAUAGUUGUAGAAUUUGCUGGGUUGAAAAGAGUUUAACUGUUACUAUAGUGGUGAUAUGAUGAUGCAGGCUACUCUUUAUUUUGGACCAUUUAUUUUGAGUGUUGAGUUCACAGAGCAUCUGUUUAAUGGGUUCCAGUAUAGAGGAACUGCUGAGUUCAACUAGCCAACUGAAGGCAGUUUAAGACCAUAUAAAGUCAAUGAUGACUGAGGAGAGAAGACACAGUUAGUUGGAGAGACAGUGGUCUGAUACAAGACAGGAAGUUGGUGAAGUAAGUCUACAUGACGGCAGAAUGGUGUUAACAUCUACUAGUCACUGUUUAUCUUCAUCUUUUGUGCAGUUACCAGACUAAUAAUAUUAUCUAUUUUCAGUUUAUAUCUAUUUAGAAUUAUUCUGUCAGUUUUUAUGUUGAGUGUUAAAUCAAAGAAACAAUUGAGGCUGAAUUUAUUAAGGUUGUUUAUUAAUUGCACUGCAAUAAAAACUUUUACAUUCAAUUUC
Messenger RNA from Oncorhynchus tshawytscha (Chinook salmon), 2205 nucleotides. RefSeq names its product sialic acid-binding Ig-like lectin 7. Lineage: Eukaryota; Metazoa; Chordata; Actinopteri; Salmoniformes; Salmonidae. The record is from RefSeq and is a predicted model, not a curated record. The transcript has 6 exons. The coding region runs from base 75 to 1595 and encodes 506 amino acids.